This is a messenger RNA of Diabrotica virgifera virgifera (western corn rootworm), 4174 nucleotides long. RefSeq names its product zinc finger protein OZF-like. Gene Ontology annotation, cellular component: transcription regulator complex; nucleus; PcG protein complex. The record is from RefSeq and is a predicted model, not a curated record. Lineage: Eukaryota; Metazoa; Arthropoda; Insecta; Coleoptera; Chrysomelidae. The transcript has 3 exons. The coding region runs from base 235 to 1608 and encodes 457 amino acids. Gene Ontology annotation, molecular function: RNA polymerase II cis-regulatory region sequence-specific DNA binding; DNA-binding transcription factor activity, RNA polymerase II-specific. Gene Ontology annotation, biological process: regulation of transcription by RNA polymerase II.
UUGACAGUUUGUUUAUUGUUUUUUGGCGACAUUUGGCGUUGUUUUCUGUGUUUCUCUUCUCUUUCUGUCUCUGGUUCUGGUUUUUGUAGAAGAAAGUGUGAAAUGUGAUAGAAGAAAAAAAGCAAGAUCGUCUCAAAUAUUUUGCAUUUUGAUUUAAGCAACAAUCAUAGAUAUACACUGUAUAAAGUUUACUGUAGGACACAGAACCCAAAUCCAAAUAAAUGAAGAAUAAAAAUGGAAUUAAAGGAUGAUAAAAAUGAAUUAUCUCAUAUAAAAUGCAAAAUCAAAACAGAAACUGAUGAUGAGGAUUACAAAGAUACUCCGGUUUCAAUUAAAAAUCAACUGAAACAAGAAAUGCUUGACGAACUUAAUGAUAGAGUUGAAGAUCCCAUUGAUAAAGUUGACAACAUUGAUGAUUCAAAGAUUUGGUUCAAUCAAAUCAAUACAACAGUUUUCAUUGAAGAUGUUAAAACGGAGGAAAUUCAGAAACAAAAUAUGAAUUGCAAUGAGUUAGAUUUGAAUGAAGAACAUCAGACAAGUCAGCAUGGUUCUCUUCAAGGUGUGGUUAAAACUAAAUCUGAAAAAUCUUUGGCCGCAUACACCAGACCAAAAUCGUACAAAUGUGAAACAUGUUUAAAGGAUUUUACGGUAUCGAGGUAUUUAAAAAGACAUUUAAAAGUGCACACUGGCGAAAAGUCUUACAUGUGUGAAAUUUGUUUUAAGCAAUUUAGUGAAGCUGGCAGUCAUUUGAUAAUACACACUGGAGGAACGCAUUACAGGUGUGAAAUUUGUUCUAAGCCGUUUAAAUCAAAAGGUAGCUUGAAACUUCAUUUGAGAGUGCACACUGGAGAAAAGCCUUAUCAGUGUGAAAUUUGUUUUAAGCAGUUUGUCAGAGCAAGUGUUUUGAAAGUACAUCUGAAAAUACACACUGGAGAAAGACCUCAUAAGUGUGAAAUUUGUUCUAAGCAAUUUAGUGAAAAUAUGUGUUUGAAAAAGCAUUUAAGGAUACACACUGGAGAAAAGCCUUAUAAGUGUAAAAUUUGUUUUAAGCAAUUUAGUCAAGAAGGAAGUUUGAAAAUUCAUUUGAGAAUGCACACUGGAGAAAAGCCUUAUAAGUGUGAACUUUGUUUUAAGCAAUUUAGUCAAGAAGGAAGUUUGAAAAUUCAUUUGAGAAUGCACACUGGAGAAAAACCUUAUAAGUGUGAAAUUUGUUUUAAGCAGUUUACUCAAAUAGGUCAGUUGAAAGAACAUAACAAAACGCACACUGGGGUAAAACCUUACAAGUGUGAAAUUUGUUUGAAACAGUUUAGUCGAGAUGGAAGUUUAAAAAGGCAUUUGAGAGUACACACUGGAGAAAAACUGCAUAAGUGUGGAAUUUGUUUUAAGCUAUUUAGUGAAUCUGGAGAUUUGAAAAGGCAUUUGGUAAUACACACUGCAGAAAAACCUUACAAGUGUCAGAUUUGUUCUAAACUAUUUAGUCAUGAUAGAAGUUUGAAAAAGCAUUUAAGGAUACACUCUGGAGAAAAGAUUUUUAAUUGUGAAAUUUGUUGUAAGCAGUUUACUUCAGCAAGUAAUUUGACAACACAUUUGAAAUUGCACACUGGUUAAAAACACAAUUGAGGGGAUUAGAUGCUAAGAGGUACAAGUGAUAAAAUGGUUUAGUUGAGAAAAACGAAGUCAAAGUUAAAUUUGUAUAGUAAAUUCUAUAACGAAUUAAUCACUUAUGGACUUAUUUUGAAUUUAUUUUAUACAUUUUAUUUAUCUAAUUGUAAAAGCUUUUGUAAAGUUUGUGUUUUUUUUCAUUCAAAAUGUUUGAAAUUUUUAAAAAACGUUCGCACUUGUACCGCUUUGCUUCAAAUUUUGCACUUGUUUCUCUUUGCCACUUAAUACUCUGUCACUUUUUGAUAUCCAAUACCAUACAAGCAACGGAAUACAAGUGUAGUUAUACCUGUUUGCCGCACUCUUUUUAAAUAUUUUGUAAGUAGUCAAACCAGAACCUGCGAUAUGUCGCCUCCAGUUUACUUCACCUGUAUCUCUUUGCCUCUAAAUUUUUAGUACUAUCUAGUAUGUAUUAUUUUGUGCACUUAACUCAGUUUACAAUAUUUUGUCACUUGUAUCCCUUAGCAUCUAAUCCCCUCAAUUAUUGUGAAAAAGGGUUUACUCUACCAAGCAAUUUGAAACAGCAUACUAUAAAAUUUUGCACGGAAAUAAACCAGAAAAUUUGAAAAACCAUUUAGCAAUAUACGCUGCAUAAACCUUACAAGAGAAAUGUUAUACAGUAUGUCCCUGUAAGUUGUAUCUGUUACCGUAAAAAUUAAUCGCCAAAACUGAGGCUUAUUUUGAGGCUAAAGACAAAUUGUAUUAUAAAAAUGGUAUUGAAAAGUUGUAUGACCGCCAUAAUCGUUGUAUCACCCUCGAAGGUAACUAUAUUGAAUAAUAAAAUCAAAUUUUAUCAAAAAAAAUGUCUUUCUAUGUUAGCCUACGAACUUUUCAGCCCGCCUGUUAUUAUUAAUUUUAUGAAAGAAAGUGAUUCUUAAUAAAAAGUUCUGCAUGGUCUAAAACCUAAAAUACAACCAUCUUAUAUCAAAUUUUAUCAAUUUUAUACGAGGGAUGUCAAAAAAGAUAAAUUUAGAUCAAAAGUAAAGCAACUUUAUAGUUCAGAAUAUUUCAAUUAGAAGGAUGUAAUUACAUAUUAAAACAUAAUUUUUAAUUCUAAACAGCUUUUCAUAAUAACAAUUUUCGAUAUUGUGAAAAUAAAGGUAUUUUACUCUUUAGCGAAAUUCAUAUUGUUUGACAUACCCCUAUAAAAUUGAUAAAAUUUGAUAUAAGGUGGUUGUAUUUUAGGUUUUAGACUUUUUUCUGAGUUGAAAAGAGUUAUUUUAAUUGAAAUAACUGAAUAUAGUAAUGUUGGUUAUAUACAUAUUUAAUAAUUAAAAAAAAAAUUCAAAACUUUUUUUUUAUUAGAAGAAUGUAGUUGCAUAUAGUUCUUGAUUCCAAACAACUUUUCUUAAUAACAAUUUUCAAUACUGUAAAAAAUAAAGUACGCGUCCGCGGACGGCAUCUGCGUAUGCAUCCGCAGAUGUGUAGAUGGGGUAAUUUGAUCGUUUGUUGUUUAUAUAUCACGUCGGCGGAUGCGUCUGUGAAAUAUCCGAUUUUUGUCGGUUUUCCUAGCACAGAUCAAAGGUGCGAACGCCCGAUGCCUCUCCACACAUCUCAUCUCUGACCUCUACGACGCAUUAGUUUUCGCAGUUAAUUCAAAGUAGAUAUUGCGUCACCCGAGAAUUAACACAGACUGAACGAUUUACAGAUGUGUACCUACAGAUGUGUGGUCAGCUCGUGAUGAUACAUCGGCAGACGCGUCUGUUGAUGUGUAGAGGAGGCAUAACAUAUGUCUUAUAAAUGCGCUCUUUGCUUUCGGUGCUCAUAUAUUUAUUCCGCCAGAUUAUAUCCCUCAGGAAACCAGAUAUUCUUGCUGCUUUCGUUGCCUGCUGUUUUGUUUCUUGCCACAGAAGCCUGUCGCUAGAUAUUUCCACAUCCAAGUAUCUACAAUCCAUUACCUGUUCGAUUAUAUGGUCUUCUUCCUUUUUAGGUACCGUCUCCUCUAAGGAGGUUGGUAAUCAUCACAGCUAUUUUCACUUUUGAGAUUGCAGCUCUGAACAAAUCAAUGGAACUGCAAUUAUACCACUUUCUCAGAUUUUUGAGCAAGGAGAUGCGUCUUCUUCCAAUACCCCGUUUUCCCUGUAUUUUUCCCUGCAUUAUCGUUUGUAGCAACACAGAUUUAUCACCUCUCAUAACGUGUCGUCCACUCAUUACAUGGAAAGAAACGAAAUAAUAAAAUAAAACGAAAUAAUAAAAAUAAGAAACAAACAAGCUGAAAAUGCGAGCAGUGCCAUAACGAAAACUUUGUAUAUUUACGUAUUUUAAUUCAUAAUAUGGAAAAUUUCUAUUAUGAAAAGUAGUUUAGAAUUAAUAAUUAUGUUUUAAUGUGCAAUUAUAUCAUUCUAAUUUAAAUGUUAUGAACUAUAAAGGUAGUUUACUCUUGAUCGAAAUUCCUAUGUUUUAUAUACCUCGUAUAAAAUAAAAUUUUAUACAAGGUGUCCCAAAAGUAGUGGAACGGUCGAAUAUUUGGCGAACUGAACAUCGGAUCGAAAAACUGAAAAAUACGUGUUCAAUC